AUGCAAAUCGCCAAGUACUACAAGAAGCAAAUGAAACUUGUGUAUCAGAUGUUGACACUGACGCAGAAGAUGCUGAAAACAGAUUCCUGUGCUAACACUCAGAUGGACAAUGACGUGACUCCGGUAUAUCUAGCAGCACAAGAAGGACAUUUGGAUGUUUUGAAAUUCCUAGUUCUAGAAGCUGGAGGUUCUCUUUACGUUAGAGCAAAAGAUGGCAUGGCUCCAAUACAUGCCGCUAGUCAGAUGGGAUGCCUUAAUUGUGUCAAGUGGAUGGUGAGCCAUCAAGGAGUCGAUCCCAAUUUGAGAGAUGGCGAUGGUGCUACCCCUUUACACUUUGCUGCAUCCAGAGGGCAUCUGGAUACGGUGCGUUGGUUACUGAAACACGGUGCUCGGUUGUCUUUGGAUAAAUUCGGGAAAAGUCCUAUUAAUGAUGCAGCCGAAAAUCAACAAGUUGAGUGCUUAAAUAUAUUAGUCCAACAUGGAACUACACCAGACUAUAAUACGACAGAAAGAGUUAAAACUGGAAAAAGCUGUUCCUGUGCUAGAAAAGGAGAAAAAUUGAGAAGAGGAAACAGUGCUGCUAGUGACUGCUCAAAUUGCAAAACAAAGCUGACCCUCAGUGGUGUCAAUCACAAUGGCCACACUAAUCACAGCAGCAAUAGUAGUCACAGUAACCACAGCAACCACUCUGAACCUUUCUAUCUACAUCCACCGCUCAGCGACAGAUCAAUGGAACCGCCUCAUGCUCCUGAAAAUGGACUUUAUGUCAAUCCAAUGAGUAAACAUAGGCACAGCGCUUCAAGCAGUUCCGAAAGCAGUGUGAGUGGUGGGAGCGUAAAUGGAGAAUCAUUUUAUCUACAUAAUCCACAAGAAGUUAUUUAUAACAGAGUCAAAGACUUAUUCGAGACUAAAGAACAAAGACAAUCACUCUCUGCCCUGACAGUUAAAGUUGAAGUACACUCCAGCAGCAGUGGAGCAGGGUCAGACGAGAACCUUUCAUCAUCAGACAUAUCCGAACGUUCGGGAGAUCACGAGCACGACUACGAAGACAUCUACCUAAUUCGUGAAGAGAACGGCAAGGAAAACGUAGAUAAAAACAACAAUCGGUCGAGAUCCCGAGAUUCUGGUUCGCACAGCAGAUCUGGUUCGGUGAGUUCUUCGAACUCUGGAUGCCACGUGGUGGUGAAAUCGACUUCGAAUAACGAGAUCAAUAACAGCAGCAAUCAAGAUAAUAUCAGCACCAAGUCCAACGACUUCUUGCCGAAGACUCAGAUUAAGUACGACAACGUGGAGAGAAAACAGAGCAAACAAGAACAUUAUGACGAACCAAAAUCGCCACCACCAGCCGUUAACACCGAGGAAGACCCAGAAAAGACCAAACUAGGUCCCCGCCAUUCGCUACCUCCCAAAACUAACACAGUUACCAGCAACUCGAAAAUCCUGAAGAGAGUGACUUCGGUCCCAGCUGAUUGUUCUCCACCACCCCCUCCGCCGCCACCGCUGCUCAAAAGCUUGAUUCAAGGGAUCGAUGAUGAGCCCCGAGGUGCCGAAAUCGUCGAAGUUGUCGAAGAGCCCACGCUGAGGCCUUCGGACAUCCUUAAGGGAAUGUGCAGAAGUAUGUCUGCUCUGUCCGCCCGCCGACUCAACUCCUCUUGCUCGGACUUGACCAUCAUUAGUCUGGACGCAGAAGAGUCUGAUAAACACAGUGGUCCUAAUCUGGUGAACAAACAGCGCGUGCUUCCAUUUGUACCGCCAUCUUUCCCCGGCAGUGCGAACACCAAUAACCUCAUCAAGCCAUCCGAAUAUCUACGCAGCAUUAGUGACAAACGAUCAUCCAUUUGCUCAGUGAGGAGUCUCUCAGAAAGCGAAGACAAUUGCCCCAAACUGGAAGAAACAAAGGACUCGGACAUUUCAGGACCUCCUCCACCACCCUUGCCCGACUUCGCGGAUAUAAUUUCGGCAGGGAAGCAGGAGCAAACAGCCGAAAUGGUGAAGAAGCAGAACCAGCCCUUGUCUGCUAUCAGCAUCCAGGACUUGAAUUCCGUUCAGCUCAGGAGGACGGAGAAAACUCUGGCGUCGAAAACUUUUUCGGCACCCACUAGAAGCAUGAGUCUACAGUGUCUUCAGAGCGAGCCAUUUUUGGCACAAAAAACGGAUUUGAUAGCGGAGUUGAAGAUGUCGAGGGAUAUUACCGGGAUCAAAAAGAUGAAGAUAGAGAAAGCGAAAACUGAAGAGAAUAAGGAGAAGGAGUUGCUCUCCGAGAUUUCUAAACAGUUGUCUACGACCAAGUUUGUUGAAAAGCCUAUCAAUAUACCUCCAAAACAUUUCAAUACAAAUCUAACCCCAUUUAUUUCGUUGAAAGAGGAAAACUAUUUCAAAUUCAAUGUAGUACUUCUAUCGGCAAGUCGCCAAGUAGGAUAUUUUAAAGAACUGGAAGAACAGUUAUUGCGACAGGCUGAAGAAAAACGUUUACAAGCCAUUCCUCAUUGGAAAAGGCAACUGCUGAUGAAGAAAGAAGAAACAGAGCACAAGAUAAGGUCAACUCUCUACACCCCCAAAGUUCAUGACGAACCGAAACUACACAUACUCAAUGAUUCUGACGAUCAAUUGAGACAGAACGAGAAAACAGAUCAGAACGACAAAGAAGAUAUCAAUAACAAUAACAACUAUAACGAUGAAUGUAUGAAAUUGGAACAAGAAAGCAACUAUAAUGAUCAAUCCGACGAAGAACCUCCAAACAUCAUACCUUGGAGGGCUCAGCUGAGGAAAACCAAUAGCAAAUUGAACUUACUAGAAUAGUUAAUUAUUUUAUUUUUAUUAUAGGUAUGUCUUAUAUCUUUGUAACUUCGGAUAUACUUCAUGUGAUAGAGAAUUAAUGGAGAACUCAAAGAAGAAUCUGCUAGCUCCAACGAAAUUUCUUGCUCCAGUGAAAUGAAGAAAACAAGAAAAAUUAGCAGAAAAAAUCGAAAGGGUUUUUCAUCAUAACCACACUGCAUAUGUGCAACUUUACUGGAAUGGGUGAAGGUAGUCACGAAUAAGUUUUUACAGCAAUAUAAAAAUGUUAGAUUCAA
Leptinotarsa decemlineata (Colorado potato beetle) is the source of this 3071-nucleotide messenger RNA. It is a transcript of the gene f, whose product is annotated as espin protein forked. Lineage: Eukaryota; Metazoa; Arthropoda; Insecta; Coleoptera; Chrysomelidae. Gene Ontology annotation, cellular component: cytoplasm. Gene Ontology annotation, molecular function: actin filament binding. Gene Ontology annotation, biological process: actin filament bundle assembly. The record is from RefSeq and is a predicted model, not a curated record.